Messenger RNA from Gracilinanus agilis (Agile Gracile Mouse Opossum), 495 nucleotides. Its product is annotated as C-C motif chemokine 3-like 1. The record is from RefSeq and is a predicted model, not a curated record. Gene Ontology annotation, cellular component: extracellular region. Gene Ontology annotation, biological process: G protein-coupled receptor signaling pathway; immune response; cellular response to interleukin-1. Lineage: Eukaryota; Metazoa; Chordata; Mammalia; Didelphimorphia; Didelphidae. The transcript is spliced from 3 exons. Gene Ontology annotation, molecular function: chemokine activity; CCR chemokine receptor binding. The coding region runs from base 54 to 353 and encodes 99 amino acids.
CUUGGAAGCUUGUUGAACUUGUUCCUCCUGUCUGCCUGCUCCCUGACAGCAUCAUGAAGGUCUCUGGAGCUGUUCUGUACCUGGUCCUCAUCAUUGCUGCCCUCUGCUGUCAGGUUCAUGCCUCACCCGAUGGUCUAGACACCCCAACUACUUGCUGCUUUGAGUUCACGAGUAGAAAGAUCCCUCCGAAGUUCGUGGUGAGCUAUGAGAUCACUAGCAGCAGGUGUGCCAAGGAAGGAGUGAUCUUUGUGACCAGACGUAACCUCCAGAUCUGUGCCAACCCAAAUGAACAGUGGGUCCAGAACAUCAAGAAUGACCUGGACAAGAAGAAUGCCAAGACCCAGAGCCCAUGAAGCCUCCUGCUACUUCCUCCUGGCCUGACCAGAAGCCAAAGCAGGGAUGAAGAAUAAUUUAUUCCCCUCCACACUCCCAGAGCUGCUCUCUACAAUAUUUUGUCAUAAUUUAAAUGUUUAGUAUUAUUUAAAUUAUUAAUGU